Messenger RNA from Chara braunii, 1405 nucleotides. NCBI's taxonomy places the organism in Eukaryota, Viridiplantae, Streptophyta, Charophyceae, Charales, Characeae. The record is from the annotation of a GenBank genome assembly.
GGCUUCUGUUUGCCCGGUAAUUGAAAAUGGGAGGUUGGUUAAGGAGUGCGUCAGGAUGUCACGAUUUACGGGUUUUGGGGAAGGCCUGGCGGACGGAGGCACCGAGUUGACGAUCGAUGCUCAACAGAGGACCGUGGACGUACUGCGAGAGUAUCGCUCCUUCCUGGACACGACCGUCCUCGCCCCCCCGAUGAUCAACGGUGUUCAGCAGCCCCGUUUGCGAAUGCGCAUGCACGCGGUUGCAACAGCCGCAGCCCGCAGCGUAAAGAACUGCGACUCCUUUCUCUCAGCCGCGCAGGGGGCCCUCAGGGGUUUCCGACCCAAUGUCAUCAGCGGCGAAGAAGAGGCACGCCUCUCCUUCCUGCGAGCCAUCUCUCGUCUGGAUCCCGGCACGGGUUCUUUCCUUGUCGUCGACAUCGGCGGUUGUUCCACUGAGCUUGCAUUUGGACCAGGUGCAGACCGUGAUCCUGCAGGUCAGGAUGCUGCAGGAUCAUGGGAAUCCAGGUACGACUGUCAGACUGGACAGUCAGUCGGGAAGAAGGUCCAGGACGGACGUCCACGUCCUACCGUCGCCGUCAGAUGGUCCGCAUCAUCUCAAUUGGAGGCGAUCGGACGGCCCCUCGAGCUUGUUGUUCCUCCUGCUGCUGCCACUGGUCCAUGUUAUGUCCGAGGGCAGCUUGUUGUUCCACGAUCAAAUCGCUGGUCCAAUUGCAAUGGCAGCUAUCCCAAGCCCUCCUCGGGCAUAACGGAGGAGCUGCGUGCAUGCCACCUGGCAGUUCCUGUGGGACCUACGGCGAUCGAUUCCGUGGAGGUUGGCGUAGUUCGAUUAACGGAGCGGUUCUUAAAGAGUGAUCCUCCGAUUGCAGAGGAGCUGCGUGCAUGCCACCUAGCAGCUCUCCAUGCCUUUCGACAGGCCAUCAGACGACAACCUGUUCUCGCACAUGCGCGCACCGUCGUUUGCGUUCCCGACGCCGCCCGCACUCUCGUCUCCAUGGCCAUGAAGAUGGCGGCCGGUCAUCACCGUCCAAGUGGUCAGCUGCCAAAGCUCACUCGCCGAUCUGUGCAUCGCAUUUUGGAUAUAGUGAAAGGGAUCCCAGCCGCUGAUCGCGUCGGACUCCCCGGCCUGCCCAAAGGUCGUGAAACCGUCAUUGUCGCCGGGUGUGUCAUCGUCCUCGCACUGAUGGAAGCCUUAGGCACCAACACGUGGCUCGCGUCUGACUCUGACAUCCUUGAUGGCAUCAUCUUCGACAUUCAAUCUCGCCGGCGAGUGUCUGAUGGAACGUUCAGUUACUGACUGUCGCCGUCUGUCGGUGGGCUGAACGCUCGCAAGCAAGGGGGGGAAAAAAAAAAAAAAAAAAAAAAAAAAAAAACUUUGCUGAGCCCUCAAGAUCGAAAGCACCAUAGA